Messenger RNA from Tetrahymena thermophila SB210, 510 nucleotides. RefSeq lists its product as hypothetical. Lineage: Eukaryota; Ciliophora; Oligohymenophorea; Hymenostomatida; Tetrahymenidae. The transcript has a single exon. The record is from RefSeq and is a predicted model, not a curated record. The annotation marks the transcript as partial.
UCUUUCUUGAAAAAGAUAUUAAUUUUUCAGGAUUUUGGCAAUAUUUUCUAUGUUUACAGUAAUUAAGAAUCUCGAAUACUAAGGUUUACAAUUUUUUACUUAAGAGUAAUUCACUCAUUAAGCAUAUCAACGAUAUUUGAUUAGCAGUACUAUGAAGAAUAGAUUUUGUUAUUUUCACUUAUUAACUCUGUUAUUCUAAUAGCAAGUGUUACGUUAAUUAGAUUUUUGUAUAAAUCUAGAAAAAUAUUUAAAAUGGUUGCUUUUUUGGUGAUAGGUUUGCUUAUCUUAUCUUAUAUUAUUAUAUUAUAUUAUCAAUUGUUAGUGGUCAAUCAAACGAUUUCUCAAGUAAAAGGACAUCUUACUUUUUUAUAAUGUUUGGAGUAGAUUUCUUUAUCUUUUCAACAUUAGUCUCUAUAUUUAGCAUAUUUGCCUUUGUUAAAAUAGUUUAGGAUGCAAUUAAAAAUAAAUUUAUAUUAAAAUUAUUAGGUUUACUAUAAAUAGAAGAUAUUU